AACCCAACCACAGCGGAGGCAGCAUCAAUCAAACCCUCCUCAAGGUGGAAAGGUACUCCCAACAAUCCGGCGUCACUUCCCCUUUCUCCCUCUCCCCCUCCACCUUCCUUCGUUCCCCACCGAACAGACCGUCCUCCUCAUGGCAACAGAACCUCUGCAGUGCAAGACUCUGGUGCUCCGGGUGUCCAUCCACUGCGAGGGAUGCAAGAAGAAGGUGAAGAAAGUGCUGCAGAGCGUCGAUGGCGUGUACAGAUGCGACAUCGACGCCCGGAGCAACAAGGUGACGGUGGCCGUCACCGGGAACGUCAGCGCCGACGCUCUGCUCAAGAGGCUCCGCAGGUCGGGCAAGAAUGCCCAGCAGUGGCCGGAGCAGCAGCUGGCCGUAGGAACCCAGAGACCCGGAGAAACCAAGAACGACUCCAUCCAGCCAGACAAGCCCGGUGGCACUGGCACCGCCCACAAGCCGGCGUCCGGCGACGCGGAGACAAGCGCCGCAGGGCAGAGCAACUCCAAGGCCACCCCUGAAGAAGAUCCCAACAAAGUCGCCCGCGAGACCGUGAAGCCAGCUCAAGACGACACGGAGAGCACCAACGCGGACGCCGGCGGCGUCGACGAUGUCAGCCAUCGCAGCAAGGAGCCCACGGCGGAGCAAUGCAACGGCCCCCAGAGGAAGCGGAAGCAGCUGCGGCCGGAGGAGGAGAAACCGGUCGAUGCCAUCGCCACGGUGGUGGUGGCGGCAGCAUCGGACCAAGGCAGCCACACCUGCCACUCGCCACCACACCUGCAGCAGCAGCCGCCGCCGGCCUCGGUGCACGUCCUGAGCUACAGCAUGGCGCGGCCGAGCGCGAGCGCGGCAUACUACGCCGCCGCGCCGGCGACGGCAGCGCCAGACGCGAGGUCCCUGCCGCCGCAGGAGCUCCCGUACACGUACCCACCGUGCUGCUACUACUCGCAGCCGUCGCCUUGGGCGCCGCAGACGGGCGCGGCUUCGCCGGCGCGCUACUCCUACGCCGAUCUUUUCAGCGACGACAAUGCCAACUCCUGCACCGUGAUGUGAGGGAGCUGUAAGAAUUGGCUUAACCUUAAUUUACCGUCAAGUUAGUUGAGUCUAUCUAAGGAUAGUUAGUAGAUUGUGCUACUAGUAGAAACAUCACGAGGUUCUGAUGUUCAUCACGCGAGUCCAGGCUCGAAGCAGUUUGUAAGGUGACAUUUCUUGUGCUUGUGAUGACCCAACUUUGUAAAAUUGUUAAGGUAACCUGGCCAUCAGUGUCUUUAAUUGGUCAGGUUUAUCUUUUCCUCUUUUCAUUUUCUUGUUGUAUCUAGAUGCAAAUUAUUUGCCAAA
Messenger RNA from Triticum urartu, 1342 nucleotides. RefSeq lists its product as uncharacterized. Gene Ontology annotation, molecular function: metal ion binding. NCBI's taxonomy places the organism in Eukaryota, Viridiplantae, Streptophyta, Magnoliopsida, Poales, Poaceae. The record is from RefSeq and is a predicted model, not a curated record.